AUGAGAUCGGAUACCCUUCUGACAGCGGCAUCUGCGCUGCUGCUCGCGGGCACCAAUGCAUUAAACUCCGGUGCCAAUGGAGGCCGGCCUCGUGAGGUUGUGAUGGACAGUUCAACGAGCCCUCUGCUCCAAGAUAUUGUCACCUGGGACGAAGAUUCGCUGUAUAUCCAUGGCGAGCGUGUCGUCAUCUUCUCCGGCGAAGUCCACCCCUUUCGGCUGCCCGUGCCAUCCCUCUAUCUCGAUGUAUUCCAAAAGAUCAAGGCCUUGGGAUUCAACAUGGUCUCGUUCUAUGUCGACUGGGCUCUUUUGGAGGGGAAACCAGGGCAUUUCCGUGCGGAUGGCAUCUUUGACUUGGAGCCAUUCUUUGAGGCUGCCACUCAGGCGGGCAUUUAUUUACUGGCUCGCCCGGGCCCUUAUAUCAAUGCGGAAGCGUCUGGAGGUGGGUUUCCCGGGUGGCUGGCGAGAGUCAAAGGCAUCCUCAGGACGAAUGCAACAGAUUACUUGGAUGCUACCGACAAUUACGCGGCAAACGUUGCCCGGAUUAUCGCAAAGGCACAAAUCACAAACGGAGGGCCUGUUAUCUUGUAUCAGCCAGAGAACGAGUACAGCGCUGGCAAUGCGGGCGUUGUGUUCCCAAACAAGCCGUAUAUGCAGUACGUCAUUGAUCAGGCUCGCGAAGGCGGCAUUACCGUCCCUCUGAUAAACAACGACGCUUUUGCCGGUGGCACAAGCGCCCCUGGAACUGGUCUCGGCUCAGUGGAUAUAUACGGCUGGGACGCUUAUCCUGUGGGCUUUGACUGCGCUCAUCCAUAUACCUGGCCGGACAACGGACUACCCACAGGCCAACAUGAUACACACCAAAGGAUAAGCCCAAAUACACCAUUUUCUCUUAUAGAGUUCCAAGGUGGCGCCUUUGAUCCCUAUGGUGGAUGGGGUUUCGACCAAUGCUCUACCUUGGUAAACCACGAGUUCGAGAGAGUCUUUUACAAGAACAAUUUCGCAUCCGGUGUAACCAUCUUCAGUAUUUACAUGAUCUUUGGUGGUACUAACUGGGGCAACCUCGGACACUCUGGCGGCUACACAUCGUACGAUUAUGGGGCGAGUAUCAGAGAAGACCGAACUGUUGAUAGAGAAAAGUACUCAGAGGUGAAGUUGCAGGCCCAAUUCUUGAAGGUCUCUCCUGGAUACAUCACAACUACCCCCGGCAACCUGACCCAAGGAGUUUACAGCGACAACAAGGACAUUUCGAUAACACCACUCCUAGCGGAAGAAAAUGGCAACUUUUUCGUUGUGCGCCACACAAACUAUUCAAGCCUCGAUACAACAUCUUACACAGUCAAGCUACCAACCUCGGCCGGAGAAUUAACCAUCCCUCAGCAAGGCGGAACGCUCACUCUCAGUGGACGCGACUCCAAGUUCCACGUUACCGAUUACCCUGUGGGCAACUUUACGUUGCUUUACUCAACUGCAGAGAUCUUUACUUGGAAGCAAUUUGACAACAGGACCGUCCUGGUUCUAUACGGCGGCGCAGGAGAAGUGCAUGAAUUUGCCGUCAAGAAUCCAUUUGGAAGCACUAAAGCAGGCAAAAUCAACAAGGUCCAAGGAAAGGAUGUUGUCGUUCAUACUGCACAGGAUUUGACGCUUGUGCUUCAAUUCACGGCUUCGACGGACAGGCAAGUCAUACAGCUGGGCGACUUGGUCAUCUAUAUGGUUGACCGCAAUGCUGCGUACAACUACUGGGUUCCCACCCUCCCUGGAAGCGGUAGCCACCCCGCCUACGGCAGCUCCUUGAUGAAUCCCGCUGCCGUCAUCGUAAACGGAGGCUAUCUUGUCCGUUCUGUUGCCGUCGAUGGACCAACUCUUUCUAUACAGGCGGACUUCAACGUCACAACACCACUGGAGAUCAUUGGAGCCCCUCAAGGCGUCUCCAAGCUAGUCGUCAACGGAAAAGAACUCUCAUACACCGUUUCAGAACUCGGAGAUUGGACCGCCAACCCAGAUACCGUGCUCCCAGUCGUCCAAGUCCCCGACUUGACGAAGCUCACAUGGUAUCAGCUAGACUCGCUCCCGGAAGUCCAAAACUACUACGACGAUUCCCACUGGCCCUCCGCCAACCACAAGACAUCUAAUAACUCGGUAGCACCUCUGAAAACGCCCGUCUCGCUCUACGGCUCAGACUAUGGCUUCCAUACGGGAACGCUCGUCUUUCGCGGCCGCUUCACCGCGCAGACUUCCCAGCAGCAACUCUCCCUCACCACGCAAGGCGGCAACGCCUUCGCCAGCUCCGUAUGGCUCAACGACAAAUUCAUCGGCUCCUUCCACGGCUUCGACGCCGGCGUCAGCGCCAACUCAAGCUACAAGCUCACUAACCUCAUCCGAGGAAAACGAUACGUCCUCACCGUCGUCGUGGAUUCGACCGGCCUGAGCGAAAACUGGAACAUUGGCCUCGAUGAGAUGAAGGCCCCGCGCGGCAUCCUCGACUACAGCCUCGUCUCUUCAAGGGGCGCCCACGUGCCCAUCUCGUCCUGGAAAAUCACCGGCAACCUCGGCGGCGAAGACUACCGCGACACUUUCCGCGGACCCCUCAACGAGGGCGGCCUCUUCUUCGAGCGCCAGGGCUACCAUCUCCCCUCCCCUCCCCUCCACGCCUUUGACAGCCGCCACGGCGUAUCCCCCUACAAGGGCAUCUCACACGCAGGCAUCGCCUUCUACGCUGCCAAGCUUACCUUGGACCUCCCCUCAGACUCGUACGACAUCCCGCUGUCCUUUGUCUUCGACAACACCACCGCCGCGGCGCCAUACCGCUCUCUGCUCUACGUCAACGGCUUCCAGUACGGCAAAUACGUCAGCAACGUCGGCCCGCAGACAGAGUUCCCCGUCCCGGAGGGUAUCUUGAACUACAACGGCGACAACUGGAUCGGCGUGGCGCUCUGGGCGCUCGAUAGCCACGGCGCCAAAGUUCCGGGACUAGAGCUCAAAGCCAAGUCGCCCAUAUUGACGAGCAGGCAAAAAGUAGAGCUUGUUCAAGGCCCGGCAUAUAAGAAGCGAUGGGGAGCGUACUGA
Trichoderma atroviride IMI 206040 is the source of this 3063-nucleotide messenger RNA. NCBI's taxonomy places the organism in Eukaryota, Fungi, Ascomycota, Sordariomycetes, Hypocreales, Hypocreaceae. The record is from RefSeq and is a predicted model, not a curated record.